This is a messenger RNA of Oldenlandia corymbosa var. corymbosa, 2316 nucleotides long. NCBI's taxonomy places the organism in Eukaryota, Viridiplantae, Streptophyta, Magnoliopsida, Gentianales, Rubiaceae. The record is from the annotation of a GenBank genome assembly.
GAGAAAACCUAAGCCCAAUAAGAAGCCCAUUCGAUAUCCACAACAACGAAAUGUGGUAUAUAAAUAGAUCUAACUUGGGAAUUAGGGUUUUAAGAACUCCUUUGUCUACGAAGCACAGCAGCCCUGUUUCCUCCAUCCUCAGCCUCUUACUCCGCAGCCGAAAAUGGUGAAGGGACGCCAAGGAGAACGCGUUAGGUGCUCAAUCUUCUCUCGUCCGAUCAUUCUCCUGAUUGAUUUAGCUUAUAAUUUUGUGCAUUUUUUUUUUUCUGAAAUCGUCCGUUUUUGUUUACUGUUUGGAUGAUUCUGUGCAGGCUCUAUGUCAGAGGAACUAUUUUGGGUUACAAGAGGUCGAAGUCAAACCAGUACCCAAACACUUCCUUGAUCCAGAUCGAGGGAGUGAACACCAAGGAAGAAGUGAACUGGUACCUGGGGAAGAAGAUGGCCUACAUCUACAAGGCCAAGGUGAAGAAGGAUGGAACCCAGUACCGCUGCAUUUGGGGAAAGGUUUGCAGGCCUCAUGGUAAUAGCGGCGUCGUCCGUGCUAAGUUCAAGUCCAACUUGCCUCCUAAAUCUAUGGGUUCGAGAGUUCGCGUCUUCAUGUAUCCUAGCAAUAUCUAAGGUAUACAUUUUACUAAUUUAUGCUGUUUUUUCUAGGGUUCUUUGGGUUUAUGAGGUGUUUUGAUAUCUGUAAGUAUUGGAAUUUUAUUUGUUUUAGCUGUCAAAACGUGGGCUUUAUUGUUUCUGUGCUUGUGUUGAGGCAAUAACUUCUAUGCCAUCGGGAUAAUCUGUGAUUCUUGUUGUAUUUGUUUGGUGAACAUAAGCACUUUUCUUCAGGAUGUUGUUUGACCUAAAUGCUGUGUAAGUUCUAUAUUGUUGGGUUUAAUCUGCUAUAUCUGUUAUAUGCUGGCAGAGAAAGAUUCCUGACCGACUUUGUUUGCUGUGUAAGUUCUAUAUUGUUGGUUUUAAUCUGCUAUAUCUGUUAUAUGCUGGCAGAGAAAGAUUCCUGACCGACUUUGUCGUUUCAAUGUUUCUGCUGUUUCUUUUAUUUCUGGUGAUUGUAAUUAACGAAACGUGUACCUUUUCAACCCUUAAUUUGUACAACCACUGGUCUUAUUGGCACACUCUAUUUAUCUUCCUAUUGGAUCAGUAUGUUAGUUUUUGAUGCUUUGAUAUUACUUUCAUGGUUCAUUUAUUUCUGCGUGUUUCUGACAUUUCAAGUUUGGCAUCAAGAAUGAGGAGCUUUUAUUCCCUUGAGAGUUUCUUCUCAUCAUUUGGAUUUCUUUUUGUGCGUGAAGCGGGGUAGGGGAUAUGGGUGAAGAUUUUAUGUUAAUCAUGUAGUUCCUACUUACAUGAAGAAGUUGAAGUUAUAAAAUUUACUGAAAUUUCCUUACUGUUCCAGUUCUUUUCCGAUUGUUAUCUCUUUGGAAAUUUAGAGUUUCUUUUUUUCUUUUCAGUUAAGACUUUAAAGACAGCUGAGAUCAUUGGUGGACUUCGGAAGGUGUUAUGUGCCAGAUCAAAGCCAUUAGUGAUUGAAGGAUAGCAUUUAGAUUAUUCUCCAUUUUGUGAACUCUACUAGUUAUUUCCUAUUGGCAUGUUUGUUGAAUAGCAAGGAUGGAAAAUUUAAUGGAGUUACAAUUUUGUUUGUUGGGAUAUUUCCUUUUCCCUAUUCCUCUUAUGUUAACUUCUUUUGAAGUUGCUGUGUAUUUACAUCUUAAGGGAUGCUCGAAUCGUGGUCGGUGAUCUUUUGAUGUAGUGGUCUUGUUUAUUUUCUGCAGUUUCUAUUGCUAACUCGGCAGUUUUUUACUGGUCUAUCUGCUAAUGUUUUCUACUCGGUGGAUUUGUUUUAAUCUUGAACUGCCAGUUGUGGAUCCUGAGGGCAUCAAUGGUCCUUGUCUCUUUGCUUUGGUCUAUCUGCUAUGGUAUAUUUAUUUUGCUUUGGAGGAUUCGUUACUUUUCUCACUUUGUUCCUACUCUUCAUUGAGUUGGUUAUUGUGAAGUUUUUAACAGAAAGAUUAGUUUUGGAUUUUGAUAUUACACAGCAAGGUUCAAAGUGUACUUCUCCAAUAAGAGAAGGCAUUUGAUGUUGAUUGAUACUGUUCGUUGGUAACUAGUUUUUCUGUUUGAUGGUUGAGUGCUGUUGAACAUUGCAGAAAUUGGUUUUCUUUGUUACUUGGUUUUUCAUGUAACAUGGUUAGUGUGCCUUUACUUUCUAUUUCAUCUUCCAAUGUUGCAAUUUCAGAUGGCUAGAGUGACUUAAGUCUACUCUUGUGAACUACUGUAUGCUUUUUUAUAUGAUGUACAAAUUGUGCUACUUUG